Hansenula anomala is the source of this 733-nucleotide messenger RNA. RefSeq lists its product as uncharacterized. The transcript has a single exon. The coding region runs from base 374 to 580 and encodes 68 amino acids. NCBI's taxonomy places the organism in Eukaryota, Fungi, Ascomycota, Saccharomycetes, Phaffomycetales, Wickerhamomycetaceae. The record is from RefSeq and is a predicted model, not a curated record.
AAAAGUUUGAUUGGGUUCGAGUAAGAAACGAAUCAUUUCAUCAGUUAAUCCACGAAAAUCUUCUGGUGGAGCAAUAACAUCAGCUUGUGCUUCAUCAACAUGUAUUAAAUUCCGAUUUAGUACCCUCUAGCUUUGUGAAUUCAAGAUGAUUUACUGACUUAUUUUGUGGGAUGGUCUUUCUCGAACAUGUUUUAGAUUGUUUUGGAUAUGAUUACUGCCUAAGAUUUAAGUUGGCUGCCUCUUACAUCCUGAGCAUCCAAAUUACCUUGUUAGCAAAUAAUCAUAUGUAUUUGGGUGAAAUAGCUUCCUUUUAAUGACUUGUUCUAUGAUUAAACUUGGAGAACCAUGGAACUCAGAAUUCAAUAUCUUCAGUAUGCCUGGCUUCUGUGUCUAUUUUAUAGCCAGUUCCAGUGACACUUACAAUCAUAGUCAAUGUUUAAUGUCAAUUUCUGGGAAGAAAGUGUUUAUUCAAUUGACGAUGAUUAUCAAUUUACUCAACGACAUAAUAGUCAGUUCGUAUUAUAAACGACCAUGGAUUAUCAAGGAUUACAUCAGUACCACCACUACUCAAAUGAUUUAAUCUCAACUGUUUACUAAAUGGUUUUGAAUCGUUAGAGAGCGGUUAUCAUCUUUUACGUCAUGAUUAAAAAUAUUGUAGUGUAUGACCUCAGCGGCUAAUUGGUUUGAAUAUUCAAACCGCGCGUCUAGUUUAAAUUAAGUCGAAAUCCACAUU